Messenger RNA from Phoenix dactylifera (date palm), 820 nucleotides. RefSeq names its product ferredoxin-like. NCBI's taxonomy places the organism in Eukaryota, Viridiplantae, Streptophyta, Magnoliopsida, Arecales, Arecaceae. Gene Ontology annotation, molecular function: electron transfer activity; 2 iron, 2 sulfur cluster binding. The record is from RefSeq and is a predicted model, not a curated record. Gene Ontology annotation, biological process: electron transport chain.
CACCCUCUCUCUCCGGUCAUCCGACUCCAAAACCUCCUCUGCCGAGCCAUAUCUCUCCGUCUUCCCUCCCUCCCUCACACAGGCACAGAAACAAUUCUCUUGCUGCUUCCAUGGCCGCAGCAGGAGCGAGCACAGCUCUGUUGAGCGCGGCCCUGGGCACGCCCUUCGCCCGGCGCCACAACGGCGUGCCGGGCACCGUGAGCCUGCGGGCCCUGCCGCGCACCGGGCGGGCGCUCUUCGGGCUCGAGUCCAGCCGGGGGCGAGUGACAGCCAUGGCAGUCUUCAACGUGAAGCUGAUAACGCCGGACGGAGAGGUGGUGUUCGACUGCCCGGACGACAGGUACAUCCUGGACGAGGCGGAGGAGCAGGGCAUCGACAUGCCGUACUCGUGCCGGGCGGGAUCGUGCGUGACCUGCGUCGGGAAGAUGGUGGGCGGCGAGGUGGACCAGUCCGACGGCAGCAUGCUCGACGACGACCAGAUGAAGGAGGGCUACGUGCUGACCUGCGUUGCCUACCCCAGGUCCAACGUCGUCAUCGAGACUCACAAGGAGGGAGAGAUUGGUCCUUGAGAUGUCUUUUGGAAUUGAUGUGCUUGAGUUUAUGAUCAUCCUUAUUGUGUCAGUAAUUUGUUACUGAUUAGUGCUUUCGUUUUAAAGUUUUUUGUUUGUUUUCAUUUCUUUUAUCUUCUUCUGUCCGAGGUUCCUUGCCAAGUUAUCCUCGACAAGUGGAUAAGGGUCGUGAAUAUAAGUAUCUUUGUAGCUCAAUAGCGUAGAGCUUUGAUAACUAGUAAUUAAAAACCGUAGAUCAUGGAUGGCGCUAA